UCAUUCGCUUCCGCAACAAAGGUCUGGUGGUUACACCUACCUGCUGUCAACUUUUUGUAGCGUGAUACUUACAUAUAACCUAUGCUGAUGUGUUACUUUGUCUCACUCCACUAGACAGGACAUGGAGGUGUUCCGUAGACCGAUAAAAACUAGUCAUCAUGUUGUGAUUAUUAUUGUAAUUUGCUCGUUGGUAGUGCGUCUGAGUGAACCGAAACUAACCGGUGUGGAAGAAAGUGAGGAUAAGAAAUCAGGAUCGCUGAGCUUUAAGACUCCAACAUUGGACGACGAGGAUGCCCACAGUCUUCACAUGCCACGGGAUUUGAAAUGUGAUGGCUGUCGUGUGGUAGCCUACCAGUUGCAAACAAAAUUUUCAGAAGCUCACAAGAAGAGGCCUUCUUUAAAAGUUUUACCCGAGUCACAAAUCUAUGACAUAACCGAGUCUGUUUGUGAGAGCAAAUUUGACAAGUAUGGAAUCAAGGAAGUUGAUGGACGGAAACGAUUAUCUGGGCCAGGACUAGAAACAGCAGACAUUCCAGGGAUUAUGCAGGGUGGGGGACGAUGGCCAAACAGAUUGAGAGAGACAUGCUCAAUGUACAUGGGGGAGAUUGGAGAAGAGGAGAUUUACGAGGCGUACAGACAGGAGAAGGACUUUGAAAAGUACCUAUGUAGAGGCCAAGGACUGCUGGGCGAGUGUUCAAAGAAAACAAGUCACAAAACCGACGAGUUGUAGGCAUGGUGUGAAUUAUUUAGCAUAUUGGGAAAUAUUUCUCGUAGAUAAAAACAUAUAUGACAUUGUUCUAGUAACAAUAACUAUGAAAAUACUCAUAGAUAGUGUAUCAACCCAUUUAAUGUCGAGUAAAAAAACUCAUUUUUCAAUUUAUAAAAUCUCCAUGCUCGUUUUUCCACUUGUUUAUUAUACUGUGUGUGUAUGACCUAUGCAUGCUUACUGAGUUAUAUUUCGGUUUAAAAUUGACCUCUGAUUUCAUUUAUUAGUAUUUGUCGAGUCAAAGAAGUUCAAAACUGUUGCACAAUUUUCUAAACAGUCUCUUUGGCUCCAUUACUGUUAAGAUACUGGAAAAGUUACAAAAUUAAGUUUUAUAUCAAACAUUUAUAUUUUUGUAUUCAACCCAUUUUCUAUUUGUCUUUUUAUUAUCUGAAAAUUGUUCUCUGCCUAAAUACAUUUUGUGUGAUAACCAGUAUGCUGUAUACAAUACGAAGGGGCCAUUUACAAACUUAAGUCACAUAAUUACCUUUAUUUAAGUGAUUUUAGGUCACCUGAGUUUCAAGUGACCUAUUGUGAUCGCCUUUUAUCCAGUGCAGUGUGUUGUAAUUUUCACUACUUCUCAAUACCCAAGAGGCCCAGGGUCAUAAUAUUGGGCCAGUAGCCUACUGGAAUGAAAUGCUACCAAGUUUGUUCAAAUGAAUGACCUUGAUUUACAUUAAAGGUCACAGGGGUCAAAUGUGUUAAAAUCUUUAAGGAACUUCCUCCAUGGGCCUCUUGUCAAUAUCAUUUCCAGGCCAUAACAUCUUAACAGCUGAAUAUUUUUUGUGCCAUGUCAUUGAAUCUAUGUUGAGUCGACAGCUAGACAUUACACAUUUUUUUCUGCAGAAUUUUGGUCUAAAUUCAGGGCUGAAUUCAUGCCCCAUUUCCUAUGGCAAAGCCUUCAUUUUUUCCCAAUCCAGUUAUUAAAUUUCACCAAAUAGUGUUAGUUUAACAAUUUGUCAAAUAUGCAAAUGGUGGCAUCUCAUAUACAACUUGUUUAAAGUCUAUCCUGGGUUCAGAUGAUUGUAUAUUUACUUCAGUUAAGUAUAUGAACUAGACCGAAGAGAAAUAAAUUUACUAAUUAUGAUUAAAUUCAAAUAUAUGUGUUUAUAACUUUCUCAAUUUUAGAUUUUGUCACAUUUUUCCUAAAUUCAAAGCCCUGCAAAUGUGAAUACCAACCUUAAAAUGUGACAUUGCAUCAAUCUGUAGUUGUGUUGAAUCAGAAUGUUUGAUGUUUGUUAGCGUAAUGGUUGUGACUUUGUGUCUGAUAUUGAUAGUACAUGUAGUUCCAUCCUUUUAAUCUGAUGUGAAUAUUUUUGUUAAACACAGAAAAUCUGUGUUAUUUCAUGUAGGAAUGACACAUAUAAUGUGUGUUUUUGCGUUCAUAGUAUGAUGUUACCUUUUUAUGUAUAACAUUUUGUUUAUUGGGAAAAAUAAAAUUAUACAAUAUUAA
Messenger RNA from Pecten maximus, 2216 nucleotides. Its product is annotated as marginal zone B- and B1-cell-specific protein-like. Gene Ontology annotation, cellular component: extracellular region; endoplasmic reticulum chaperone complex. NCBI's taxonomy places the organism in Eukaryota, Metazoa, Mollusca, Bivalvia, Pectinida, Pectinidae. The record is from RefSeq and is a predicted model, not a curated record. The transcript has 4 exons. Bases 122 to 730 code for a protein of 202 amino acids. Gene Ontology annotation, biological process: regulation of B cell proliferation.